This is a messenger RNA of Bipolaris victoriae FI3, 390 nucleotides long. RefSeq lists its product as hypothetical. The transcript has 2 exons. The annotation marks the transcript as partial. NCBI's taxonomy places the organism in Eukaryota, Fungi, Ascomycota, Dothideomycetes, Pleosporales, Pleosporaceae. The record is from RefSeq and is a predicted model, not a curated record.
UUCCUCUGCAUUGCCGUCUUUCCAAUCCAUUUCUUACCCAAGAAAAACUUCCUUGACAUCGCGACACGUUCAAUGUCUCCGUCAUAUCUCUCAAGAAGCAUGAAGAAAAAUAUCAUCAUUUUCCUAUACCUCGCCACCCAAGCAGGUGCAAAAUGCAUACCUAUCCUCACGUGCGGGCACCACUCUGACCCUUGGUGCAGACCUGGCAAAGCCAACACAUGCAAUUGGUAUCCGAAUAUAGACAAGCUGAAUCAACCAUGUCCGUCGAAGCAUUGGAAGUGUUAUGAUGGCGAAUGCUAUGGUAUCUGGGCAAAGCCGCGACAGGAGCCGUCUGCCGACACUUGUUUUAUCUUGUGCUGCGAGAGUGAGUCGGAUUAUGAGAAUAUGUAA